This is a messenger RNA of Arabidopsis thaliana (thale cress), 1175 nucleotides long. It is a transcript of the gene ICK1, whose product is annotated as Cyclin-dependent kinase inhibitor family protein. Lineage: Eukaryota; Viridiplantae; Streptophyta; Magnoliopsida; Brassicales; Brassicaceae. Gene Ontology annotation, biological process: regulation of cell cycle. Bases 170 to 745 code for a protein of 191 amino acids. The transcript is spliced from 4 exons. Gene Ontology annotation, molecular function: cyclin-dependent protein serine/threonine kinase inhibitor activity. The record is from RefSeq and is marked reviewed. Gene Ontology annotation, cellular component: nucleoplasm; nucleus.
CGGGACCACUAAAACACGCCAUUUCUCUAUCACACACAGCACAAAACUCAAUCCUGACCGUUCAAAACCAAAUUCAUCAUCUUUCUUUCUUCUUCUUCCUCAUCCUCUCAAUCAUAUCUCUCUCUCUCACAGAGAUUGUGACUUCACGCACACGUAACCUAAAUCGAAGAUGGUGAGAAAAUAUAGAAAAGCUAAAGGAAUUGUAGAAGCUGGAGUUUCGUCAACGUAUAUGCAGCUACGGAGCCGGAGAAUUGUUUAUGUUAGAUCGGAAAAAUCAAGCUCUGUCUCCGUCGUCGGUGAUAAUGGAGUUUCGUCGUCUUGUAGUGGAAGCAAUGAAUAUAAGAAGAAAGAAUUAAUACAUCUGGAGGAGGAAGAUAAAGAUGGUGACACUGAAACGUCGACGUAUCGACGGGGUACGAAGAGGAAGCUUUUUGAAAAUCUGAGAGAGGAGGAGAAAGAAGAAUUAAGUAAAUCCAUGGAGAAUUAUUCAUCGGAAUUUGAAUCGGCGGUUAAAGAAUCGUUAGAUUGUUGUUGUAGCGGGAGGAAAACGAUGGAGGAGACGGUGACGGCGGAGGAGGAGGAGAAGGCGAAAUUGAUGACGGAGAUGCCAACGGAAUCGGAAAUUGAAGAUUUUUUUGUGGAAGCUGAGAAACAACUCAAAGAAAAAUUCAAGAAGAAGUACAAUUUCGAUUUCGAGAAGGAGAAGCCAUUAGAAGGACGUUACGAAUGGGUAAAGUUAGAGUGAAGAAGAAGAAGAAGUUUAUGGUUUUUUUUUUAACUUUUUAGAUUUUAAUAUUUCAGGGAAUAAGUUAAUUUUAUUUUGUUGAUUUGGAAAUAUAAGAUUUGUAGGAGGAAUGUUUUUAGAAGUACGAAAUUGCACAGAAAAAGAAGAAAGCUUUUUAACAGAUUUUAGAGCCCAGAAAAGUCGUGUCUUUUAGCUCUACUUUUACCUCUUCUUCGAAUCUUGUGUAUCUUUUAGCAUAUUCUUUAGUACAUUUUUAUGUUUUUGGUGACUGAUAAAAUUCUAUCCCCACACAGGUACAACCACACUCAUUUUUUUGUCUUCUCCGUUUUAAUAAUAUUCAACCAAAAACAUCAAAUGCAUUUUGGUAGAUUAUCUUACCGCCCUAAACGCUUAAAAUUAUUUUAGAAUUUUAUUUCUUACAACGUUUGAU